Arctia plantaginis is the source of this 2880-nucleotide messenger RNA. The record is from the annotation of a GenBank genome assembly. Lineage: Eukaryota; Metazoa; Arthropoda; Insecta; Lepidoptera; Erebidae.
AUGCACUUAUGGAUUAAAUUUAGAUUGAAGAAUAGGGAAUAUAAUGUCUCUAUUCCAGAAGCACAAUUCGAAAUAGCACAUCUCAAACACCCAAAACGUCGAAAACGCUCACUACUCUACGAUGAUCAAGACCUAGUCGACCUUAAGAAGCACUUAGACUUACGACCGAACUCUAAGAACAGUUUUAUAGAUCCCCAGUUCUUGCUGAUGAGGAGGUGGUCUAAUAGUUCUGAAGCUGUGUUAGACCAACACUCUGAUGAAGAGUUGGAUAGGUGUUAUUACAGGAGUGAUAAUUCUGCUCUUUAUAUUUGCGAUGAUGUGAGGGGUUUAGUCAGAAAUAACGACACCUAUUACUUCAUACAUCCACUACCGGAAAGAUUUCAUGAUGAUAACGCAAAACUACAUGUGAUAGUCAAAAAACAGAUCGGGGACAAAGAAAUUGAUGAAGAAGAAAAAUGCAUAGAAAGUACUAACAUACAAGCAACUAUAGGACCAGGACCUAUCAAAACAUGGAAGAAACAUAGAAGAAAAAGAGAAAUAGCUCACAAUAUAAAUAAUAAUUUAGAAGGAUUCAAACUAGAUUUAGCUCAUAGAAACAAAACUUUAACAGAUUUCAUACAGAAACUAUCGAAUGAAGGAAAGAGACAAAGGCGAGCAAUCUUACCUGCAGUGUUCGUGGAAACCGCAGUAUUCGUGGACAGAGAUCUAUACAAACACAUGACAAUAAACUUUCCUAAAGAUACAGAGAGAGAAUUAGUCAGAUUUGUCUUAGCAAUGAUCAAUGCUGUGCAGCUAUUGUACCACGAUCCUUCUUUAGGUAGGCCAGUAAAUUUUAUUCUUAAGAGACUGGAGAUUUUGCACGAAGACCCCGCGAACUUGAAGAGACCUCACGACAUAGACAGGUUUUUAAGUAACUUUUGCACAUGGCAAAGACUGGAGAACCCACCAGGGGACAAUGAUCCUUUGCAUUGGGAUCAUGCACUGAUAUUGACAGGAUUGGAUCUGUAUGUAGUAAACAAAAACGGGAAAGUCAGCAGUCAAGUUGUGGGUUUAGCGCCAGUGGCUGGUAUGUGCACUGUGACCAGCAGUUGCACGGUCAACGAGGGACGACAUUUCGAGAGCGUCUAUGUCGUUGCGCACGAGAUAGGGCACAACCUUGGCAUGCGGCACGACGGGCCCCUAGCAGAUAACGGAUGCGAUCCUAGCGCCUACAUCAUGAGUCCAACCCUUGGCAGCGGCAAGAUCACUUGGUCACACUGCAGCAACAGCUAUCUACAGAAAUUUCUCGACACAGUUCAGUCACGAUGUCUCCUUGACCAUGGCAAUUCAGCCGGUCAAUUGGACCACAGUGCCGAAGGGAUUUUACCUGGAGAACGAUUUGAUGCUGAUCAACAAUGCAUGCUGAAAUACGGUCGAGGCAGCAGACAUUCCGCUGCUCAGAGUUUGGAAGACAUUUGUAGAGACUUGCACUGUCAGAGAGAACGGUACACCUGGACUUCACACCCAGCUUUGGAAGGUACUAGGUGUGGAGAGGACAUGUACUGUCACGGUGGAGAAUGCGUGGAACGCGAAGGUUCUACCGUGGUGAGGGGAUCCUGGGGUCGCUGGUCGAGCUGGUCGGAAUGCGCUUCAGCGUGUUUGGUGGACGACACCCACGCGCCUGCUGCAGCUGGAGUCGCUUUGGCUACCAGAAGGUGUACUAGAGCGAGACACGAAAAUGGCAAAAAUUACUGUAUGGGACACGACAAAAAGUACCAAUCAUGCCACGCGCAACAGUGCAGCAAUGUACCCAGAAUGACAGUAAGAGAGUUCGCAGACCAGAUAUGUUUGAGGGCACGUGAUGUGGACCCUGAUCUCAUUGGAACUGGAUUGCAAAGGAUUGAUUCUGAUGACGUGUCUAGCGCGUGCGCGGUGUGGUGCGACACGCGCGGCGGCGGCUACAAGUCGCGCGGCUGGAGCCUGCCCGACGGCACCGCCUGCUCCACCGCACAGCCCAUGUUCUGCAUCGCAGGCGUCUGCCAGAAAUUUACAUGUUCCUCGAACCAAGACAACGAAUUCUCUCUGAGGCCAAGUGACUGCGAAUGGGAAGUUCUAAGAACUGCUACACUGUCGCCGACUCCGACAAAAACCUCAGGUACUUGGCGCCGUGCAGUGGGAAGUCAAUGGCGCCCGGCGAGUGGCUGCCACUACCACUGUAUCUCGCCAGGUUCCGGAAUCAGAUUGGUCACAGCUGCAUCACGACCAGUCACCAGCAUUCAAUUGUGUAGACCUGAUGCUAGUCGACCCGAUUCAGGCUGUACGCAAAGAAAAUCGCCAUACCAGUAUGCAACAAUGGUGUGCACCAAAUAUAAAGACAGAGUUCGACGACUGUCCGGCUUGGGCAUGCAAAUAUCUCCGGCUUUAGAGGACCCAGACCGGCCGUGUCGCAUCGCGUGCCAGGACGAGCGCGUGGCGCACCGCUUCUACCUCGUCAACGGCCACGAGGGCUGGUUCCCGCUCGGCACCGCCUGCGGCAAGAGGAACGCUUCCUACUGCGUCAGCGGGAAAUGUUUGGAAUUCGGCCCAGACAACACCCCUCUGUCGGAGAUGGUGUUCACCCUCCCCCUGCUGGGUCGUAACUCCACCACUAGAGUGAGCUGGAAGACAUCACGCCACCGGCGCAGUGUGACCAGGCGCAUUACCGUCAAAGCGAGCCUCGAUCAAAGGCACCUGGACGAUAUCAUAGCCAGUCUUAAUCUUACACAUAACGGUCGCAUACAUGAGCACGUGACGUACUUCGACUCAAUCCCGGAGCACAUCGAGGUGGACUUCACCAACCCCAUACACAUCGCGCCCGAGGACACGCUCCUGAGGAAGGUACCCAGACCUACGUGGGACUGA